AGCUCUUUUGGCGAUUGUUUGGGAAUGUUUUCCUUCCGAGUCUAAAAUUACAGAAUACGCAAAAACGAUUGUUUUCGACAUCCACCAGAGAAAAGAUUCUUCAUAGAUCGACAUCCUCUUGCCGGAAUUAAAUUAUGAAUAAGUUAAAGCUCAACCAAAAGGACAAGGUAAAGAAAUUCAUAUCCCUCACACACACCGGAGAGCAGACGGCCAUUCGGUGCCUGCAGGAAAAUGACUGGAAGCUGGACCUUUCGUGCGACAACUACUUUCAAAAUCCAGACCUGUACUACCGUGAGCUGGACCGGAAGAAGAUAGAGCAACUAUUCAGCGCUUACCGCGAUCCGGCCGACCCGAACAAAAUCAACUCGGAUGGCGUGGAGCGGUUUCUGGAGGAUCUGCAUCUCAGCCCGGAAUCAAAGCUGGUCCUAAUCAUUGCAUGGCGGUUCAAGGCGGAAGCACAGUGCGAGUUUUCGCGCAUGGAGUUUUUGAAUGGGUUUUACGAUCUGGGCGUCGAUAGCUUAGAGAAGCUAAAGGAGAAAUUGCCGCGAUUGGAGCACGAGCUGAAAGAUCCGGGCCGCUUCAAAGAUUUUUAUCAGUUCACGUUCAACUACGCCAAAGAUCCGGGCCAGAAAGGGUUGGACCUCGACAUGGCUAUUGCCUACUGGAACAUCGUACUUAAAGAUCGGUUCAAGUUUCUCGAUCUUUGGUGCAAAUUUCUGGUGGAAAACCAUAAACGAUCAAUACCGAAGGACACGUGGAACCUGCUACUUGAUUUUGCUACCUACAUCGACGACAGUAUGUCAAACUACGAUGCGGAAGGCGCGUGGCCGGUUCUGAUCGAUGAUUUCGUAGAGUGGUGCUUGAAGCAGAACAAAGUGACGCACCCCUCCGUGAUCACUUCGACGACGGGUGGACACGGAUCGAGCACCGGCAGCACAUCGUCCCCCCUGCUGCAUCUACCUUCCACAUCGGCCAUGAUGAGCGGAGUCUCCGGUGCGGCUACGUCGACAACGACGGCCACGAAUCCAUACGGUGGCAGCCGAUCAAGCCCGUACGGGGCCGCCGGCGGUACAGCUAACAUGUUUUAUUAGACCAAGUCAGUCUCUCUUGCUCUUCGUCGCUCCAUUGAACUGUAAUUGUUUUGUGCCGGCGAGAAUCGAAGAAUAGCUUCAUUGAUGUCACAAAGACACCGGACGUCCAGUCAAUUGGUCCUCAGUUAAGUGUUAUACGUUUUUUGGAGAACUGCUCAUUCGAUCAAACUACAAUUUGUCCAGUAAAGUAGGGCGAGUCUAGGUAGUUCAGCCUUUUGUCACUGCGGUUAAGGAACGCUUGAUGGUUUAUCUGUUUUUCCGGUCAGGGCUGGCCGUACCACAUCGGGGCACGUUUUCCGAAACAUCAUGCAUACCAUACUUGGUCUGGUGUGACAUGGGAAGUUCUGCGCCUGCGAAAGGGUCAUAUCCUUGAAGGAUAAAGUAUAAAAGUAGGAAAAAAUGGGAGGUCAUAGUUUUUGUUUUGUUUUCUUACUCCCCCUUACUCAUUUGAAGUUCUUACGAUGAUAUCCAACAUACUUUAGUUGUUUUGCGAUGAGGCGCAAACUAUAAAACAACAAACAAUAGGAGACAAAAGCAGUGCACUUUAAAAAAAAACUGAACCGUUUAAAGAAAGGGAAAAUUAUUUAGGAUGAAGCUUGUGGAGAGUUAGGGAUGCUAGUAAAAGAAUACAUUACAACUUGGAAAACCGAUACAACCAUUGCAAAUACAGUGAAUUACACCUACCAAGGCGAUAGAAUUCGAAUGCAUAUUUUGUGCGAAAGCGUUUCAGUUCGGCAUAGCUGGGAAAUUACCCUUCCCAAACGUCAUCAACAGCUGUUGAUGCAGGCCAAGUGCAUUUUAUUUCCAAAUUGGUUAUCACAUUCUGAUACAAAACCGUCGUCGUACGUGCGAUAAUUAUGCCCUUCCGUCAAAUGCCAUCUAUUGGGAUGUGAUAUAAAAAAUAAAUCUUAU
This is a messenger RNA of Anopheles bellator, 2003 nucleotides long. RefSeq names its product DCN1-like protein 1 (gene SCCRO). Gene Ontology annotation, cellular component: ubiquitin ligase complex. NCBI's taxonomy places the organism in Eukaryota, Metazoa, Arthropoda, Insecta, Diptera, Culicidae. Bases 135 to 1091 code for a protein of 318 amino acids. The transcript has 3 exons. The record is from RefSeq and is a predicted model, not a curated record. Gene Ontology annotation, biological process: positive regulation of ubiquitin-protein transferase activity; protein neddylation. Gene Ontology annotation, molecular function: ubiquitin conjugating enzyme binding; ubiquitin-like protein binding; cullin family protein binding.